This is a messenger RNA of Cyclopterus lumpus (lumpfish), 3985 nucleotides long. RefSeq names its product glutamine--fructose-6-phosphate transaminase 1 (gene gfpt1). The coding region runs from base 132 to 2180 and encodes 682 amino acids. Gene Ontology annotation, biological process: protein N-linked glycosylation; UDP-N-acetylglucosamine metabolic process; carbohydrate derivative biosynthetic process. Gene Ontology annotation, molecular function: carbohydrate derivative binding; L-glutamine:D-fructose-6-phosphate transaminase (isomerizing) activity. The transcript has 19 exons. The record is from RefSeq and is a predicted model, not a curated record. NCBI's taxonomy places the organism in Eukaryota, Metazoa, Chordata, Actinopteri, Perciformes, Cyclopteridae.
AAAGGAGGGAGGUGCAACGUGUACAACUCGACCAAUCACAAUGCGCCAUGGCUUCGAGUCAGUUAAAACGAGUCGAGGUCAAUAUAUGACAGGAUAACCGAGCAGCUGUAACUGGCGACCGAACUGUCGACAUGUGUGGAAUCUUUGCCUAUCUCAACUACCAAGUGCCAAGGACUCGCCGUGAGAUCCUUGAGAUCCUCCUCAAAGGUCUGCACCGUCUGGAGUACAGAGGCUACGACUCAGCUGGUGUGGGAAUAGAUGCUGGUGAUGGCAAGGACUGGGAGUCGAAUGCAAAGUCCAUCCGACUGAUAAAGCAACGUGGAAAAGUGAAGGCUCUUGAUGAGGAGAUCGACAAGCAGCAGGAUAUUGAACUGGAUGUAGAGUUUGAUGUUCAUCUCGGCAUUGCUCACACCCGCUGGGCUACCCACGGUGCACCAAGUCCAGUUAACAGCCAUCCACAUCGGUCUGACAAGAACAAUGAGUUCAUUGUCAUUCACAAUGGCAUUAUCACCAACUACAAGGACCUAAGGAAAUUCUUGGAGAGCAAAGGCUAUGAGUUUGAGUCAGAGACUGACACAGAAACCAUUGCCAAGCUGGUGAAGUACAUGUUUGACAACCGGGAGAAUGAUGACAUCAGUUUCGCUACACUGGUGGAACGGGUUACUCAGCAGCUAGAGGGAGCUUUUGCCCUGGUCUUCAAAAGUGUCCACUACCCUGGAGAGGCAGUUGGCACACGGAGGGGAAGUCCCCUGCUGAUGGGAGUGAGGAGUGAACACAAGCUGUCCACGGAUCAUAUUCCUGUGCUCUACCGCUCCUGCGCGAAAGAGAAGAAGGGCUGCACUGCCCUACCCAGGAUAGACCAGGACACCUGCUUGUUCCCUGUGGAUGAGAAAGCUGUGGAGUAUUACUUUGCCUCUGAUGCAAGCGCAGUGAUUGAGCACACAAAUAGGGUCAUCUUCCUGGAGGACGAUGAUGUGGCUGCCGUGGUGGAAGGCCGGCUGUCCAUCCACAGGAUAAAGCGCACGACAGGAGACUAUCCAGCUCGCGCCGUCCAAACUCUGCAGAUGGAGCUCCAGCAGAUCAUGAAGGGCAAUUUCAGCUCCUUCAUGCAGAAGGAGAUUUUUGAGCAGCCGGAGUCUGUGUUCAAUACAAUGAGGGGCAGAAUAAACUUCGACAACAACACAGUGAUACUGGGUGGCCUGAAGGACCACAUCAAAGAGAUCCAGAGGUGUCGGCGACUUAUCCUUAUUGCGUGCGGAACCAGCUACCAUGCAGGGGUUGCGACCCGCCAAGUGCUGGAGGAGCUAACCGAACUGCCUGUCAUGGUGGAGCUGGCCAGUGACUUCUUGGACAGGAACACUCCCGUCUUCCGAGACGACGUCUGCUUCUUCAUCAGCCAAUCAGGGGAGACUGCUGACAGCCUCAUGGCCCUGCGCUACUGUAAGGAGAGAGGUGCUCUGACAGUGGGCAUCACCAACACAGUGGGAAGCUCCAUCUCCAGGGAGACUGACUGCGGAGUCCACAUCAAUGCCGGGCCUGAGAUUGGAGUAGCCAGCACCAAGGCCUACACCAGCCAGUUUGUGGCCCUGAUCAUGUUUGCACUCUUGAUGUGCGAUGACAGGAUUUCCAUGCAGCCCAGACGCCGAGAGAUAAUCCAGGGCCUGAGUGUGCUUCCAGAUCUGAUUAAGGAGGUCCUCAGUUUGGAUGAUGAGAUCCAGAAGUUGGCAACAAAGCUGUACCGACAUAAGAGUGUCCUAAUCAUGGGCAGAGGCUACCAUUAUGCUACUUGCCUGGAAGGAGCGCUGAAAAUCAAGGAAAUCACAUACAUGCAUUCAGAAGGCAUCCUGGCUGGAGAGCUGAAACAUGGUCCCCUGGCCCUGGUGGACGAACUCAUGCCAGUCAUCAUGAUCAUCAUGAGAGACCACACAUAUGUCAAAUGUCAGAACGCCCUGCAGCAAAUUGUUGCCCGUCAGGGCCGCCCCAUCGUGAUCUGUGACAAAGACGAUUACGAGACCGCUAAGAACUCCAGCAGCACCAUCAAAGUGCCUCACUGUGUGGACUGCCUGCAGGGCGUCCUGAGCGUCAUCCCACUGCAGCUGCUUUCCUACCACCUGGCUGUCCUCCGAGGUUACGACGUGGACUGUCCAAGAAACCUGGCCAAGUCUGUGACCGUAGAGUGAACCAAUCACCAUGUAACAGCAGAAGCCUGGCGGCCACACAUUCAUACGUGUACAGGUGGCGUGGGAGCAUCUGUAUGCCAAGAAAAAACAAUGUCCUGUUUAUGUAUCGUGCAUCAUGGCUCUUCUUAAUGCAAUCUUAUCUGUAUCUCACUUCUAUUUUCCUAGAACCUUUUUGGGAUCAUUUUCAUAUUAUUGUUAGAGAAGCAGUUUUGUGUGUGGUGGCAAGGUCUGGGCUGGUACUGACCUAUCUUCACUAUUAUCAUCAACAUCAUCAUCAUCAUCAUCAUGCUCUGGGUUUGUGAAGCUAACUGAUCACCAUUCUGGUUUAUUAUGUGCCCUCCGUUUAUUUCUGUUGUUAACUCUCACUGGGAGCAUCUUGGAGCUGCUGUUUAACUGACAGAAGUUGUGUUUUAAAGACCUUACUGGCUUUUUUCCUUUAGUCCAAUCAUUUGUAGUUUGGUUAUUUUUUUCUUUGGCAGCUAAUUAUUUGAAGUGUCUCUACUCCACAGUUGAAGUAAGCGACCGUCUUAAAUCAUUCCAAGCCACAGGUCAUCGUUUCUUUGUAAUUGUAGCGCAGUUUUCCAGCGUUGCCUCUCUUAGACUUUCUUCUGAGGACACACAGCUUACUCGCAGAAAAGCUUGUUAAUAUACGCUGCUGUGUAAAAUCCUUACUGGGUAGGUUAUAGAAGCUUCUUCUUGUCUAUAAACCUAGUGUUUUGUAUUUAGAAUAGGCCUUGUUUACUAUGCCACAUAUACUAAAGUGUGAGAUAUGUUUGUUACGAUACACUGUUUCUGCUUUGGCCAUUCUCUGUACAUUAUACUGGUACUUAAAAGCUAUCUGUUCACAUUUUAGGGAUUCUUAUGCUGACCUUAUUGCUGAUUGAUUGUCUCUAGUUUAAACUAUAAACUGAAAUAAUUUAAGUGAGAUGAAGUUACUAACCUGAAGUCAAAGUUGCACCCAGUUACCAACCCACACCUUGCCAGCCCAACUACUAGAAUGUUGGGACCAUGUGUAGCCAUUUCUUCUUUCUUUUUUUUCCUUCAAAAACAAUGAGUUUUAUAAUAUGGAAGUUACUCUUUGAUUUGAAAUGUUACUGUCAUUGGAAAUAUGUACUGUCAAACCAAAAAUCUCUGCAAUGGCUUUGGUAGUUGUAAACCAAAACAUAUAUAUUUUGUAUUUGUUCAUCCUAUAUUGUAGCCAAACAUGUACUGAUGCUGGUAGUUUGUGUGGAAUGAAGGCCUAAAGGGGGCAUAUAGACAGUUGUAUGGCAGUAUGUCUAAUAUUACUAUACUGCAGAUGUUUAUUUAGAUAGAAAGUGUGUGUGUGUGUGUGUGUGUGUGUGUGUGUGUGUGUGUGUGUGUGUGUGUGUGUGUGUGUGUGUGUGUGUGUGUGUGUGUGUGUGUGUGUGUGUGUGUGUGUGUGUGUGUGUGUGUGUGUGUGUGUGUGUGUGUGUGUGUGUGUGUGUGUGUGUGUGUGUGUGUGUGUGUGUGUGUGUGUGUGUGUGUGUGUGUGUGUGUGUGUGUGUGUGUGUGUGUGUGUGUGUGUUCCAAAUGGCUUUGGUUUCUUCUCUAAACAUUUGUCCAUCACAUAUAACUUCUCCUGAGCCAGUGAAAGGGUUUGAAAACUGGACAAUGUUACAGGUACUUUUGUAACACACAUACAUGCUUGAUUUAGAUUUCUUGACUAGAGGCAUAGACUGGACCCUGCGCUGAAUCCUAGCAACCUCUGUUAGAUUACUGGUGGAGUGGUGCACGAUAUAUUAGUGGAACUGAUGCAAUAAAGUGUCAAGUAACUUCCCUUUGAA